Colias croceus (clouded yellow) is the source of this 2546-nucleotide messenger RNA. RefSeq names its product transmembrane 7 superfamily member 3-like. Lineage: Eukaryota; Metazoa; Arthropoda; Insecta; Lepidoptera; Pieridae. Bases 309 to 1952 code for a protein of 547 amino acids. The transcript has 9 exons. The record is from RefSeq and is a predicted model, not a curated record.
AGUUCAAUGCACAGUUCAAUGUAGGUAAAUUGAGAGAAUUAUAUUUUCACGUUGUUGAUUGUGUGUGGAUAUUUUAUUGUUUAUAUUUUAAGUUGAAACCGACUAUAAAAUAACCGCGUGUGUUUGUUAAUGAUAAAAUCCAAGUUUUUUUACUGUUCUGUGUUUGUUGAAUGUUAUGGGAAUUUUUAAAUGUCAACAUGAACAGCUGAUCAUAACACAUCAAAUUAAAUUAGUCGAUUUCGAUACAUAGGUGCCUUGUUAAUUGUUAUGAGUAUGCUUAUUUAAAAAUAAUCUAUAUACCAUUCAAAAUGUUGUUAUCAGUGAUUAAGUGUAAACUUGUUUUUGUUUUUAUAUUAUUCACGGUGAAAAGCAGUAACGGUCUAAAUGCCACAACGAUUGUCCUAAACAAAACUCUAACAUGGGAAAACAAAGAACUGUACAACAGUUUUAUAAUCCUCAAAGCGAAUUCCACACUGCAAGUCAACUGUGUGAAUGAAAAUUUGAAUAUUUCCUUCAUAACGUUCCAAGUUCAUAGUCACUUGUAUAAUAUAACUCUGUAUAACACAACUAAUGUGUACGGGUCGUCUGUAUACGGUACCAAUGUUGGAUUAUACAGUGCUGUUAUACCGAAAAUCGAUACGUUUUUUAUCAUGAACCAAAAUGAAAUUGAUCUUAGAGUGCACAUUUCUGUACAUGGAUACAAUAAAUAUGACCCUAUUCCCGGUGGCUGCAACAUGGAGUUUCCAGUACCCAUAUCGCCUUAUCUACGAGCAAAAUAUAACACAGAUUAUAUUCUAGUCGAUGCAGCGCCAGCUAAAGACCCCAUAGAUGACGAAUGCAACACUACUGACAAAUUAGUGAUGCUAUUUUACAAAAUGUACUUGCCAGAACAAAAUUUCGAUCCGAAUGUCUAUUUUGAGGGUAUUCGGCAAAUGAUGACGUUGGAGUACAUUCAGAGCUAUGGGGAAUAUGUCCCCGACAACGGUCUGCACAACCGUCGGAUGCUAAGCGCUUACCCCGGCGUGGGGUCCAUAUACGUGGCGAUAGCGUUCAGUGCUGUCAACACUAGCGCAUAUUCGGUGUAUGUGCCCACGUAUAGUUACGCUUGUGACCCCUUGGUAGAUGGCGAUUGUGAGGUUUUCGAUGACGCUCUCUCGCAAUUAAUAUGUGCAUGUCUACUGUUCGUUGGAUUGUUUGUCUGUUACUUCGGACACAGGUUUUUUAAGACGGAAAUGUUCUUAAUCGGACUUGUAAGUGGUGGUAUUGUGACAUACGUUUUGAUAGCUUUAAUGGCCGAUUUGACUAGACCAGCUCUCCUGGGAGCAUCAAUACUAUCGGGCAUGUGUUUUGGCGCGAUAUGGUUGUUGUUCUGGUGGUUCUACGGUAUACCAGUUCUGGCUGUGUUCCUGGCAACCCUGGAUGUUGGGUUCUUAUUCUCUGCUAUUAUAUAUUAUGGAUUGCCAGGUGGUCUCAUAGCUCUCGAAUCGGACGUAAACUUCUGGACGCUUUUCAUAUGCAUCAUGCUCAUAACGUCCCUACUUCUCGUCUCUAUGACGUUCCUCUCGAACAUUCUAUGCUGCGCCAUACUCGGCGCGUACGCGGUUGUGUACUCUAUGGACUACUACUUAGGGUCCAAUUUGAAGUACAUCAUCAUCAAUACGAUUCGACGCGCUGUAGUGCCGAAAUUCAAUAGGGCUGUGCUGUCGCCGCCGUUUGAGUGGAAUGAUUCCUUAAUAUCGCUCCUCUGGAUAGCGCUGGUUAUAUCCGGUUUCCUGUUCCAACACUUCCACAACUAUGGAAGGCCUCCGUUCCCGCCGCCGCCCAGGAGUGUAAGACCUAGCAUGCCUAGGUCAAUGUAUGGUACCACGGGUCCUAGGAGUGGACGGAAUCCCCACAUUUCACGUCUGCCCAGAAGCACGGUCAUCACUGAGAGAUCUGCAUUAUUGGCGUAAAGAAACAUUAAAAUUAUUACCUUUACCAUUCCUUAUCCUAUAAAAACUAUAUAUUUAAAUUAUCUUAUAAAAAUUGCCAAAAGAUAGCCAGACGUAUGAACUUUGUAUGUAAUUAUUAAACUAUCUCUUUCUGUCAAAUGUAUCUUUCAUAAGAGUAAGAGAGAUGGCUAGAUAGUUUCUGCGCAAUCGUAAGAUAUAGUUCUGAAUUAGGAUAUUUUUAUUCUUUCUUUUUCUAUACCUUUUUUCACAUUUUGUAUCUAAAGUAACACAGACAAAACGAAAGAUAAUUGAAAUUGGGAAUGUGUUACAUGCAUUUUUUUAAUCACUUUUUAUAUUUUUUUAGCGCCAGAAAAUAUGCCAUCGUAUUUAUGGGCUAAUAUCUCAUGAACUAUCGGAAUUUACUAUAUAUUUAAUACUCCUAUACAAUAUAACCUAAAAAUAUUAUAUUCAUAUACUUAAUACUUUAAGUAGAUUCACGUCUUCACGAUGCUCGAAAUUUAUGUAAAAUUAUUAACCAAUAAAUUCAGAUUCAUAAUAUAAUUAUCUCAUCUAUAAUAUAAAAAUGAAUCGCAAAAUGUGUUGAUAAGCGUAUAA